GAAGGCAUGAAUUGAGAUGGAACAUUUAAACAAGAGCAUCGCGAUCAGGAACCGUCUAGAGGGAAACAGCGAAAAUUGGACCACACUCUUGUUAUCCUUGCGAGAGCUGAUCGAAUGGGUUAUAAGGAAAGACACGGAGCUCACUACCCUGGGGCCGCUCGUGGGUGACCUGGGGGCGCUCUCCAAGUACCACGAGGACCUGGCCGCCUUCAGGAGGGUCAUAGAAGACAAACAGCCUGUGAUUGAGUCAAAUUUAAAGAGUGGAAGGCAGUUGAUCGCUUCAGAACCUCCUCUUAGUGACACCAGUGAUAGUGAAGCUGGUAGGGAGCUAGAUGCAGACUCCAGGUACCGAGGGGACGAGACGGCGAGGGACCUGACGCGGGCGGUGAGGCGUGAGGUGGCGAAAUUGUCAGAGAAAGUGGGCGGCGCUGAGGGAGAGAGUGGCUGCCAUAUCCUCCCAUACUGACUUAGCGUUGAAG
This is a messenger RNA of Portunus trituberculatus (swimming crab), 479 nucleotides long. RefSeq names its product dystrophin-like. The transcript is spliced from 3 exons. The record is from RefSeq and is a predicted model, not a curated record. The coding region runs from base 17 to 466 and encodes 149 amino acids. Lineage: Eukaryota; Metazoa; Arthropoda; Malacostraca; Decapoda; Portunidae. Gene Ontology annotation, biological process: synaptic signaling. Gene Ontology annotation, cellular component: plasma membrane.